Bacillus rossius redtenbacheri is the source of this 355-nucleotide messenger RNA. RefSeq names its product histone H2A-like. Gene Ontology annotation, biological process: heterochromatin formation. The record is from RefSeq and is a predicted model, not a curated record. Lineage: Eukaryota; Metazoa; Arthropoda; Insecta; Phasmatodea; Bacillidae. The annotation marks the transcript as partial. Gene Ontology annotation, cellular component: chromatin; nucleosome. Gene Ontology annotation, molecular function: protein heterodimerization activity; structural constituent of chromatin; DNA binding. The transcript has a single exon.
ACCAAAACCAAGACUCGCUCCAGCAGGGCAGGACUUCAGUUCCCAGUGGGGCGCAUCCACAGGCUGCUGCGCAAAGGCAACUACGCAGAGCGUGUCGGGGCAGGCGCCCCGGUCUACUUGGCCGCGGUGAUGGAGUACCUGGCCGCCGAGGUGCUGGAGCUGGCGGGCAAUGCUGCGCGCGACAACAAGAAGACCAGGAUCAUCCCGCGUCACCUUCAGCUGGCCAUUCGCAACGACGAGGAGCUCAAUAAGCUCCUGUCAGGCGUGACCAUUGCCCAGGGUGGCGUUCUGCCCAACAUUCAGGCAGUGCUGCUGCCCAAGAAAACCGAGAAGAAAGCCUAAGCCCCUUGUUUGC